AUGGCAGAAGCCGCUCCAGUUCUUCCAUGCUACAUCGACAAGGUUGUUGAGUUUCCGGAUGGAACUGCUUUUGAGCUGCUGAAACCCUUGGCAACUUAUCGCUCUUGUCACGAUGGCACCCCCGCUGAGGCGCGUGUAGUCCUCACAUGUCGCCCCUGCAGCGGAGACUGUUCGCCAGUGGACGAAUAUGUCAUGAAGAUCAAGAUCCAUACGACGACAGCACAUGAACUCCAAGCGCUGGAAAAGUUCCGAGAUACCGAUAGCGCAUGUACGCCGGUGUUAGUCAACUUCAAGAAGGCAGUCCAGCCUGUCGAGGGGCCAUUGCCGGGGGGAUAUCUCACGUUCCUUGUCAUGACAAAGAUGCCCGGCGAUUCACUCUUCAAUAUGUACUACUGGGGAAUGGCGACCGAGGAACGACAUGACAUUACUCAGAAGUUCCUCGUCGCUCUCAGGUGGAUCUACGCUCAAGGCAUCGAACCCGUAGACUGCGGACUGCGGAACAUUCUAUGGGACCCAGAGACGAAGAAAUGCAGCAUCAUCGACUUCGAGCUCUGGCGUGGAACGGAGACAUUGGUGGGUGACGAAGCAAAAGAACUACAGAGAUGGGGCCUUGCUCGCCAGCCCGCUGCUAAGAACCACUGGGAGGCUUGGAAUCAGAUGUUUCGAUAG
This is a messenger RNA of Fonsecaea nubica, 669 nucleotides long. RefSeq lists its product as hypothetical. The record is from RefSeq and is a predicted model, not a curated record. Bases 1 to 669 code for a protein of 222 amino acids. Lineage: Eukaryota; Fungi; Ascomycota; Eurotiomycetes; Chaetothyriales; Herpotrichiellaceae. The transcript has 3 exons.